UGUAGGAGUCGUCGUUGGCAGUAACGACGCCGCGGCGCGAGACUCGAUGUAGCGUCGCUUCACAUGGCUCAGUGUGGGGAAGGCUGCAACAUCAUGAAGGACAAAGACAGGAUCGCUCCUGUUGGCCCGUCCCAGCCCGCUUCGCCGUCCCACAGGAAGCCCAUGAAGCUGAGGAACCUGGGCUCAAGGGCAGAGGCCUACGACUCCCUGCACUUCAAGGUGGCUGAGCCGACGCAGUGCACCCAGCAGGCCUGUCUGGGCAGCGUGGUUUCGCUUCACACUCGCCACACAGUGGGGCCGCGCACCAAGGAGGAAGUUCUGCGUCAUGCCAAGGACUUCCUGGAGCAGUACUUCACCUCAAUCAGACGGUUGAACAGCUCUGCGCAUGCGUCCCGCUGGGAGCAUGUGCAGAAGGAGGUCCAACUGAACGGCUCGUACCAGCUGACGGAAACGGAGCUCGUGUUUGGCGCGAAGCUGGCCUGGCGCAAUUCCGUGAGGUGCAUCGGCCGCAUACAGUGGUCCAAGUUGCAGGUGUUUGACUGCCGUUACGUCACCACUACAAGUGGCAUGUUCGAGGCUUUGUGUAACCACAUAAAGUACAGCACAAACAAAGGAAACAUCAGGUCCGCGAUUACGGUGUUUCCUCAGAGGACGGAUGGGAGACACGACUUCAAGGUAUGGAACCCGCAACUGAUCAGCUACGCGGGCUACAAGAACCCGGACGGCGGUGUCACUGGCGACCCGCUGAACGUCGAGUUCACAGAGGUGUGUCUGAAGCUCGGGUGGAAGAGUGCCAGGACAAAAUGGGACAUCCUUCCGCUGGUGCUGUCAGCUAACGGUCAUGACCCGGACUACUUCGACAUACCGCCAGAGCUGGUGUUGCAGGUCCCGCUGUCCCACCCCGUGUUCGAGUGGUUCGAGAAGCUGGACCUGCGCUGGUACGCGCUCCCCGCUGUUGCUAACAUGUUAUUCGACUGUGGAGGUCUCGAGUUCACAGCGGCCCCCUUCAACGGCUGGUACAUGAGCACUGAGAUCGGCUGCAGGAAUCUGUGUGACGCCCACCGCCUCAACAUGCUCGAGAUUGUGGCAGUGCGAAUGGGUCUCGACACACGGACUCCAGUCACUCUGUGGAAGGAUAAAGCUCUCGUCGAGAUAAACCUCGCAGUUCUGCAUAGUUUUCAGUCGCGGAACGUGACUGUCGUGGACCACCACACGGCCUCGGAGUCCUUCAUGAAACAUUACGAGAACGAGCUGCGCCUGAGGAACGGCUGUCCCGCAGACUGGGUCUGGAUCGUGCCACCCCUCUCUGGCUCUGUGACUCCCGUUUUUCACCAGGAGAUGGCGCUGUAUCAGCUGAAACCCUCGUAUGAUUACCAGGAAGCGGCUUGGAAGAGCCAUCAGUGGAAGAAAGGCAGAGAGCAGGGGAAGAGUAAGAAGCCGAGGAGGAAAUUUCACUUCAAACAGAUCGCCAGGGCAGUGAAGUUCACGUCCAAACUGUUCGGACGGGCGCUGUCUCGCCGAAUCAAAGCCACAGUGCUGUACGCUACCGAGACAGGCAAAUCGGAGAUGUACGCCAAGAAGUUGGGCGAGAUCUUCGGACACGCUUUCAACUCGCAGGUGUACUGCAUGGCUGACUACGACAUGAGCAGCAUCGAACACGAGGCUCUUCUGCUGGUCGUCACGUCCACUUUCGGUAACGGAGAUCCCCCGGAGAACGGAGAGGUGUUUGCGCAGAACCUCUACGCCAUGAAGAUGAACGACUCGGCAGGCGUCACCAACGGCGCGGACAAGUUCAGCAUGGCAACUUCCAAGUCCUUCAUCAAAGCCAAUAGCCAGACGGAGCUUGCCGGUCAACAGGCAGACCGGAAGCUGGACCGCCUCGACUCGCUCAGGGGUUCCGUCAGUGACGUCAUGGCAGAAGACACGUUCGGGCCCCUCAGCAAUGUCAGGUUUGCCGUGUUUGCGCUCGGGUCAAGUGCUUACCCUAACUUCUGCGCCUUUGGCAAGUAUGUGGACAAUCUUCUGGGAGAACUCGGAGGUGAGCGGCUGCUCAAACUGUCCCAGGGGGACGAGAUGUGUGGCCAGGAGCAGACCUUCCGCAAGUGGGCCCCAGAAGUCUUCAGUGUUGCCUGUGAAACGUUUUGCCUGGAUGACGACGAUACUUUUCUGGAGGCGACGCUGGCCCUGCGGUCGCCCACCCUUUCCUCUGCUACUGUGAGGCUCGUGGGGGCCAAGCAAGAGAGCAUCGCCAAAGCGCUCUCCAAGUACCACAACAGGAAGGUGACCCCAUGUCAGCUGCUGAGGAAGACGAAUCUGCAUGGCAGUGAUGCCAGCCGAGCUACAAUGCUGCUGGAGCUGGCGGCCGACUUGCCUUACACACCAGGGGACCAUGUAGGUGUAUUUGCAUGUAACCGACAAGAGCUGGUGGAUGGAGUUCUGUCCAGAUUGCAAACAACCACUGACCCAGACGAGCCAGUUGAGCUUCAGGUGCAGAAGGAAACUCACACCUCCAAUGGGGUUCUAAAGACAUGGGAGCCUCAUGAACGCCUACCACCCUGCACCAUACGAAUACUGUUCUCUCGAUUUCUGGAUAUCACAACUCCACCCACUCCCAAUCUUCUGCAGCACUUUGCCUCUAUUGCCACUGACCCUGAGGACCAAAGGAGGCUGACAUUGCUAGCUACAGAAUCAGCAGCAUAUGAGGACUGGCGUCACUGGAGAAUUCCACAUCUUCUUGAAGUUCUGGAAGAGUUCCCAUCUGUUCACCCUUCACCAGCCCUACUUGCUGCACAACUUACACCCCUGCAACCCCGUUUCUACAGCAUAUCCUCAUCCCCCAUUGUUCAGAGUGGUCAGAUACACAUCACAGUUGCAGUUGUCUCAUACAGGACACAGGAUGGAGAAGGACCUGUGCAUUAUGGUGUGUGCUCCAACUACCUUCGAGAUGCAAAUGAGGGAGAUGACAUCAAUCUUUUUGUUAGGAGUGCCCAGAGUUUCUAUCUGCCACCUGAUGUAAGUCGACCAGUGAUUAUGGUGGGACCAGGAACAGGCAUAGCACCAUUCAGGGGCUUCUGGCAGCAUCGCAUGGCCCAGCUUCAUGCAGCAGCUGGUGGACAAGUAUUUGGCAAAAUGUGGCUGUUCUUUGGAUGUCGGCAACAUGCCCUGGAUCUGUAUCGUGAGGAGAAAGCAAGGAUGCUGGAAGAAGGGGUACUGGCUAAAGUUUACCUCGCCCUGUCUCGAGAACCAACAAUCCCAAAGACGUAUGUUCAAGAUCUUCUCCGUAAGGAGGCAGCUGCAGUUUACCAGAAAAUUGUGAUUGAAGGGGGCCACUUCUAUGUGUGUGGAGACUGCACCAUGGCUGAACAUGUGUACCAGAUGCUGAAGCUAAUCAUACAAGAGCAUGGUGGCAUGCUGGAUUCUGAAGUUGAGAGCUAUAUGCUCACAUUGAGGGAUGAAAAUCGCUACCAUGAAGAUAUCUUUGGCAUUACUUUGCGCACUGCAGAAGUUCACAAUCGUUCAAGAGAAUCAGCAAGGAUCCGAAUGGCCUCGCAACCCUAGAUAUGACACGUCUUCCAGCCUAGCAGACACCAAUUACAGGACUGGAUACAAGAGCUGGACAUUGCAUCCGAUGGUGAUAUCCUAUGAGAAGACUGAUGUUAGAUUUUAGUAACCAGUGCCAACUUAAAAGUGAUAAAACCAUUGAUAUCUUUUUUACUUUAAAUUUGGUUACAGCUGUGAAUACGUAAAUUACUUCAUGGCUGUUGUAUGUAAACUAGCUUUGCAUUCACAUCCUUAAUGAUGCACUGCUUAAUCACGGGUAUUUAUUAUUGUUUCUACAUAAGUCAAAAUAUAUCUUAUUAGAUGUUUUUCAGCAGUGCAGCUGAAAUAUUAUUUAUUAUAACCUCUUAGUUUAUAGUACUAAUAUUAGGAGAUGCAGUGUACUUAAUUUUCGUAUGAUUAUAUAUUUAGAGCAGUAUGCUCCAUAAUAUUGCUAUAUAUUUUUACGUUAUUAAGAUAUACAGUAUAAUGAUGAUAUAUCUUGAGUGUUCUCUUCAAUCCAGUUGGAAUUUUACGUAGACAUAGUUGGAUACAGUGCUUUUUUCAUCCAGUAUGCAUAAUGGAAAAGCAUUAUGCAUACUGGUUUACUUCCAAGAAGUCAAGAGGCGCACAUCUGCUAGCAUAUUUUAUGUAUAAGAGUAAUGGCAAAAAUAUUUUAGUAAAAGAAGGGCACUGGUUAGAUAUAACACAAUGGAACAGGAAAACUACAACUUACACAUACAGAGCAAAAAAUUUCUUAUUUUAAAAUAGUUUUAUUCUGAUGAGUACUGUAAUUCUUACUACUGAUGUCUGCUGCUAUCUUGUUUUGUUCUUUAUUUUCAUAAAACAAUGUACUUUCACUUCAUGGAUACAUUAAAUGUUGUUAAAGCACUACUGCAGUAGAUAUUUUAUAUAAACCAAUUUAUUUGUACUGAACACACAUUUCUUUAUUUGAAACUAAAUAUAUAAGCGUUUACAUGUGUGGAUUUGUUGUGGGUUAAAUUUCAACUCUGGAAUUUAACACACUCCACCAGAGUUGGAAUUCAACCCAUAAAAUAAAGGAAAACAAAAUCGUGGAAAAACAUAGAACAAAACUCCAUAGAACCCAGCAACAACUUGUUCCGAGCAGUGCAUCUGCUCCACAAAGAAAAUCAAACGGUAGUGGGAAUAAAACACACCUGAACACUAUCAAAUAUUAAAAAAACCUGAAAGUAAUUUGUAUAUUAUAACACUACACUUAAGCUAAUAGACACCAACAUGAAUAGUGUACAUACUAAAUGAUAUUUAGACAGGACAAGUACCAUGAAUAUAACGAACAAUAACUUUAAUUCCUUGUAUAAAAUUUUAAUACAACA
Cryptotermes secundus is the source of this 4892-nucleotide messenger RNA. It is a transcript of the gene Nos, whose product is annotated as nitric oxide synthase, salivary gland. The transcript has 25 exons. Gene Ontology annotation, molecular function: calmodulin binding; flavin adenine dinucleotide binding; heme binding. The record is from RefSeq and is a predicted model, not a curated record. Bases 64 to 3558 code for a protein of 1164 amino acids. Gene Ontology annotation, biological process: nitric oxide biosynthetic process. Lineage: Eukaryota; Metazoa; Arthropoda; Insecta; Blattodea; Kalotermitidae.